This is a messenger RNA of Bombyx mandarina (wild silkworm), 5230 nucleotides long. RefSeq names its product PTB domain-containing adapter protein ced-6 (gene ced-6). Lineage: Eukaryota; Metazoa; Arthropoda; Insecta; Lepidoptera; Bombycidae. The record is from RefSeq and is a predicted model, not a curated record.
UUAAAAUAAUAUCAAUAAUAGCUGGCCAUCCUUAGUGCAACGUCGGACGUCAGCGGAGCGCGUUGUGUUCUAACCUCAAAAACGUCUUUUGUUAAUACGUAAUUCUAUAUUUGAAUUUUUAUUGUACAAAUCUGUUUUGUCGUUUUUUUUUUUUUUUAUUGUGUGCCUGUGUUUUUUUUUUCUUCGUCCUCAAUCAUAAUGAUGGCGGACGGUGAUGUUCCAUUGGUAAACAGUUAUUUAGGCAGUGAGAUUGAAUAUGGCGCGAACGGAUCGAAAAGCGGCAAAACUAACUCCAGAAUGUCGACCCUGCUCUUCUGGCAGGGUAAGGGCAAAGGGAACGGGGCACCGAACGGCCGGAACUGGAUCCACGCUCCGGACUCGCUCGUCAAGGGCCACGUCGCCUAUCUCGUUAAGUUCCUCGGCUGCACCCAAGUAGACCAGCCGAAAGGCAUCGAGGUGGUCAAAGAUGCAAUCAAGAAACUACAGUUCACACAGCAACUGAAGAAGUCCGAAGCGAAAGAUGGCGCGAAAUGCAAGAAAGUCGAAAUAACGAUAUCUGUGGACGGUGUUGCCAUACAGGAACCACGUUCGAACAAUAUAAUGUACCAGUUCCCGCUCCACCGGAUAUCGUACUGCGCGGACGAUAAAGGCGCCAAGAAAUAUUUCUCGUUCAUCGCGAAAGGUGGCAGCACCGUUAACGGGGUCAACGGCCACGACGCUGGCAACACCGAGAGGCAUGAGUGCUUCGUGUUCAUUUCUACUAAACUCGCGUCCGAGAUCACGCUCACCAUCGGACAGGCCUUCGAUCUGGCCUACAGGAGAUUCUUAAACGACAACGGCAAAUACAUCGAAAUGCAGAAGCUUUCGUUGCAAAACAAAAAGCUUGAACUGCAAAUGAAAGCGUACAGGACUAGACUUCAGGAGCUGUCGAAGGUCACGUAUAAAGACGACCUCUCCGCCUACCUGGCCAGGAACAGUCUCUCCGAGAUUACAGAGUUCAAGGUACCCCAGGAGUUGGAGAAGCAGCUCGCCUCGCUGACCUUAGCGAACGGCUUCAGCGCCAUGAACGGGAACAAGACCCCUGAAAUCGGCACAGACUCCACAUCAAACAACUCGACGGACACGUUCAAUUCAAGCGACAACAAUCUGCUUCUCCCCACGCCGCCGCCGACACACAAUGGGAAGAUGAGCGCCGGUAAGGGACUCCUCGAUCUGCCAAAGAAUCCCGUCGUAGGUCCGAGACUUGAGGAGCUGAUACUCAACUCAGAUUCGGACAGCGAUUUUGAUCCUCGCGCCCACGAAUCGGACCACGUCCUCCGCUAUCCAGGUCUGACCAUGGACAGCACGGUGUCACCGGCGCCUCCGUUAUUGGCGCCGCCGCCUAAGGCGUCGAAACGUCAAACGCCGCCGCACAACACGGCGACGCCGCCGCACCAGCCGACGACGCCGCGGCGAGCGCCCGCCGCGAACCCGAGUGACCUGUUCGGCUCGGCCCCGUUCGUGCACAGCUCUACGCCCGCGCAAGCUCCGUUCGCGCCGACGCCCAACUACAACAUAAGCGACUUCAACCUCCAAACGUCGGUGUUCACGGCGAACCUCACCGGCUACGACCCGUUCGAAGCUCAGAAGACGGGCGCGAACAUAUUCGGGAACGAUUACGCGAACGCGUUCGCCGGCUUCGGGAAUCUGAGCGACAAACAGACGGUCGAAUUGAACAGCAGCUUCAACGGGUUCCUAGAUAAGACCAUAUCAGAGAUGAAGGAUGGAUUCACGAGGGGCAUAACGUUCGGAAACGACGAUUUCUCAAUAGACAAUCUCGAUCCUUUAAAGAAAAAUUAAAAGAACGAUAAAUAAUAUAUAAUUUAAAUUAAAAAAAACGAAAACACAAAAAUAAUUUAAUAAAAUGCGAUGUUAGGAAUGUAUUUGUAAAGACAUAGGGAACAUAUCUAAAAUGCCUAUGUUUUUUUUUGUUAAAUAAUUUGCUUGACGAUUUUAGCAAGCCUACUGUGCGUUAAUAUUUAUAUUAAAUCGAUGGUCCCUGUAUGAAUAAAAGCAUGAAACAAGUUUUGAUAUUGAAUACAAAAAAUAUAGCUUGGACGUUUAUGAGUAUGUCAAAUUUCAUAAUUUAAUGCAACAUAAAAAAAAACAUUCGACUUUGAUUUAUGAUUUAUAAUUUCAGAGACAUGAGAGUUUGAAAGUGACCUCUACUAAAGGCAUCUUACUCUCAUCAAGCUCAUAAAUACUUAUCAUAUUUACAUUAACAUAAAUACAUACAUAACACAAUUUACUUUCGUUUUGAGCCGAUUCCUAUAGUUCUGUGUUGCUAAUUUUUUAAUAAUAUAAAUAAAGUCUACACAAAUCAUCAAUACACUAAAUACACUAAUUAGAAUUUUAGUGAGUGAAACCCUACUUCAUUUUAAUAAAACUUGCUAUAAGGUCUUGUAACCAUUGGCCGUAAAUAAAUUAAAAAAAAAAAAAAAUUAAUAAAACUUCAAAUUAAUGAAAUGUCACCAGAAUAUUGACGUAUUUAGAGCAAGUCCUUGAAUGAUAAUCUGUACAGCCUUAACUGAAGUCAAAUUUACCACAACUCCUGUAAUUGUUUUUCGCUGGGUCAUAUUAUGUGAAGAGGUUCUAAAAUAGAAAAAAAGAAAUUGAGGUUUAGCUAACGAAGCUUACAGAUUAAUUUUGAUAGGAAGAACAGUGCAGCCAUGAUGUUUUUUUUUCUUCUUUUAAACAGUUAACGCUUUCAUUGUUGUCUGUAUCUUGAAUUAUGUGUUUAAAUUUCAUUCGCACAUUAACGUUAAAGUCAAAUUUGUAUUAAGCGUGUAAUAUCCAGCCAAAAAUAAUAACAAUAUUUAUAUUGACACACACUCUAGGGACCAUCGAAAAAACUAAGCAAAACUAAUAAAAGAAAUAAUGUAUUUUUAGAUAGCAAACUAGUUUUUAAACUAAAUUAUGUGCGAACGCAUCGUUAUAGUGUUGCCAUCGCUAUUGGUCACGAAUAUUUGUGCGUCAGUGAUAGUAGAAUUUAUUAGAAAUUUCUAAAAGCGUUGCUCGAGUGGAUGUAGCUUUGUGAGCUAAAAAGUGAGUCCGUUGCGAGGAAGCUUUACUCUAGUUGUCAAUUAGGUUCGUUCUGAAUUGAAUGUACCGUUGUCACGCUCAAACAUGCUCAAGCUCAACAAAGAUUAGUGACAUCUGGGUAAUGAAUGAUCCUUUGUCUUGAGCAUAAGAUCUGUCAAGUCAAAGUUGCUGUCAUCUGUAACAUAAUUUGACAGUAAUAAAUUGUCACAAAAAUCCUCAUUUUAAAUGAUUCACUUUUAUUAGUUCCAAACGCUCUCAUCUCCUUCCUCAAUGUGUUCUCAUCUAGAGAUAUAUUUUUGUAAACGUUAUAUUAUUCUAUAAUAUUAAUCGUGAAUAAAACAAAACUUAUACAUAUAGAUGAAUCUCGAAAUAUUAUGAAUUAUGACUUAAUAAAUAAAUCUGAGCUAAAAAUUAAUGCUAAAUAUGAAUAUUACAACAAAAAGUAUUAGAAUAUAUUUGAGUCAUUAGUUUCAGAGACAGCACUAAAAGUUAUAUCUACUAUAUCAUCAUAUAUACAUUAUACAUACAUUAUAAAUUAAACAGGAUAAGCCAUAUAGAUAUAUAUAUAAAUAAACUAUGUCCCAGUGUUUUUAGUUUACUAAUUAAAAAAAUUACAUAUCACAAUGUUCUAAAGACAUCUAAUCCCAAUCUAACUUAUAAAUAAUUUCAAAGUGAUUUUGCUGUCUUUGUUAUUAAUCGACCCAAAUCUUUUAAAACUUGGGUAAUCUCUUUUAAGACUUGUUAAAAUUCAUUUUAGAUUUUUAAAAUGGAUUAAAAUUUUAAAAUGCUCAAUGUCAUUCCACUAAGUGCCUAUAAAGAUAAUGAAUUGAAUUUAAAAUUAAUAUGUGAUUAUGAUGUUUAUAAAACUUAUUUCACCAGUAGUUUUUUUUUAUUUAAGAAAAACGAAGUUGUGUUUUGUUUAAAGUAUUCUAACAAUAAAGUUUAGGACCAAAAUUGUUAUGAAUUAAAAUUAAAUUUGAAGUGAGCCUCCUUAUGUUCUGUGAUAAUUCUCUUCAAGUUGGGGGUCUUCAAAUUGUAUAUUUUCUAUUUAAAAAAUAUAAUUGUAAAAAUCCAGAGUGCGACUGAAGUAUCUGAACGAAAGAAAAAAAACUUGUAUAUAAACAGCCAUUUUGGUAUUGCUAAUUUUUUUUUCAGUAAGCCCAUGAUGUCGUAGGCAUUCGAAAUUUAAAAUUUAGUAAAUUGAACUAUUUUAGAUGCCACUAAUAAUAUCUGAAUAAUUUAAAAAUACCAACUAGGUAAUAAAAGUUAACUUUAUACAUUGGGUAAAUCGAAUCAUUAUCUCUUUCAUCAACGAAACACUGAUAGGAAUCACAAACUAGCAAACAUUGACAGCCAUAAUUCCUAACACUGCUUAAAAAGUUUUUUUUAGGAUUUAAUAGUCUGUAAUGAGACCUUAAAGCCAAAAAGAAUGAAACAGCAAUACCAAAAGGCGAAUUACUAACAUAAUAUUAAAACUGUAACAAGAGGAAGACAUUGUAGCUGUAAGUUUAAAUACAUUCCGUGAAUAUUAAGUAUUUUAAAAUAAUAACUUUAUUUUUGGAGAAUCGUAUUUGAUACGGACAAAGACUAAAAUAUAUAUUUAAAACAAAACUCAUUAUUAGUAUUAUAAAUUCAUUAGUAAUUUAGUUUUGAAUUGUACAAGGAAAUGACUACAAUUUCGACUCUUUACUAAAGCCAAACUCUAACCACUCAUCAUCAAAUGAGCUGUAAACUUGUCUGCAUUUGAAGUCAAAACAAAAAUACCGUAUGUUCCUGUACAAAAUUCUUCUUUAAAUUUUCUAAUCCAAGAAAUUGCAAUCUAGGAAGACAACUAAAUUUUUUUUUAAUUUACCUUUCGAACCAUCGUGUUCAAACCUUUGAACAUUUUUGGAUGCAAAGUAGAUCCGAAUUAAAAACUCUUAGGUCUCCUGUCGCUUUUUUAAUUUUUGUCCGAGUCAAAACGAUUUUAUAUUAAUGAUAUUAUUAAAAUAAGUUUUAUAUUCUAAGUACCUAUCAUAAACUACUGUUGUAUGGUGUUUUAUAUUAGUGGAAUAUUAUUGUUUUUAUUAUUGUAUACACUAAUGUUACUAUAAGGCCAAAUGAUAUACAUAAUUGUGUAUUUUCAAUAAUAAAUUUAUGUUUAUAAAAA